Messenger RNA from Cyphellophora attinorum, 1080 nucleotides. RefSeq lists its product as uncharacterized. The transcript is spliced from 5 exons. The record is from RefSeq and is a predicted model, not a curated record. The coding region runs from base 1 to 1080 and encodes 359 amino acids. NCBI's taxonomy places the organism in Eukaryota, Fungi, Ascomycota, Eurotiomycetes, Chaetothyriales, Cyphellophoraceae.
AUGGCCGACUUUGGUGAGACUGAAGACAAGCCUCAGCGUAAUCGCGGCAUCAUGCUGUCAAAGUUCACUGAGAAAUGCGACGGUGACGACUUCCAGAAGCACUUUGUCCCAAUCUUCCAUCGUAAUCCCGCAACUGGCGCUCUAGAUCUCAUCGUACAGAAGUUUCCUCGGGAAGCGCUUGUCCUAUUCUCAGACCUAUUCAGAGCAGACAUCAUUAGAGGCGAGAAGCUCAUCGAAUUGCCGAAGCAUUGUGACGAAAAGGCGAUCAAAGAGAUCUUGGAGUGGAUCCGGCGAUGCAUUGAGAACAAGGAGAUUGUUGAGUUCGACACAUACGACGAAGACGAUCCAGAGACGUUGGCUCGCUACAUCAAGAUCAUCCGCGCAGCCGAGAGCAUCGAGGUGCCUGCCCGUGACUUCCAGGAAAAGAUCAUCAAGCGCAUGCGCAAGAUGGCCAAGUUCCAGCGUGAGAAAGACCGUCGUCUGAGUUGGGAUCUCAUCGAGGACAUCUACAGAGAUGAGACUGCACCGGCGGAUCUCCGACAAGUCGCCGCUGCCACGAUCUUCUUCUCCUGGUGGUCUGGCCACCUCGACUCUGAAGAUACCCCCGAGGAGAUGGAAGUCUUGUCUGAGCUGCGUGAAGACUAUCCUGACUUUGACAAAGAUCUCAAGGCUGAAUUCGAGGAUCAGAAGAGAUUCAUCGAUGAGCGCAAGGCCAAGCGAGACGCUGAACGUGAAGGUGCUGAUGGCACGGGUGCUGGUUGGGACAAUGCUGGCGACGAUGCAGCUGCUGGGGGCGGCGGCGACUGGGAUGCUGGUGCUGGCGCUAUUGGCGGAGGAUGGGAUGCCGAUGCUGGUGGCGCUACUACUGGUGGCACAGACGAUUGGGCUAAAGCUGCUCCUGUCUCUGGUGAUGGCGGCUGGAUGAGCACCGAUUCGACGGCAUAUGACAGUGCGAGUGGUCAGGAGAACAUCGCUCUGAAGAAGGAAGAUGUUGGUGCUGUGUCUGGCCACGCUUUCGAAAGCAGCACAGAUUCCUGGGCUGACGAAGUCAACACCACCUCUGCCACCCCUGCGUGGUGA